UAUGUGGGUAGAUUAAGUAAUCAGGCGCCGACUGAAUGUGGGUAGGUGAUUUCUGUCUCUUUUAAUAAAUCCUAUACCGAACGGACGUGUUUCCUUGGUCUCAUCAGCUCAGAUCCAUAUCCUGGCCUGAAGGCAUAUUUAACAGUGGCGACGGGACUGGGAUCUACGAGUGGAACAUUUUAGUGUUGUGGUUUAGUUCAUUGCAGUGAAUAAAAACAGUAAUAAUGGCAGUCGGCAAAAUAGCCCCUUUCGAUAUGGACAAAGAUGGUUGGGACUUAUACGUGGAGCGUUUGGAACAAUAUUUUAUAGCGAAUACAGUGAGUGAAUCGGUUAAAGUGGCUACCUUAAUUACGGUGGUAGGCAGGGACGCGUAUGAACUUAUGGUUAAUUUGUGUACGCCGGCCCGCCCGGCAACAAAGACUUUUGAUCAGUUGAAGGCCAUCAUGAAAUCGCACUUGCAACCUAAACCGAGUGUGUUAGCCGAAAGGUUCAAAUUCCGACAACGUCGUCAUGCAAGUGACGAAAGCAUAGCGGAGUAUGUCGCGGCGUUGAAGAAAAUGUCAAUGACUUGCAAUUUUGGCGCGGACUCAUUGCAAGACAAUUUAAGAGACCAAUUUGUUUGCGGUUUAUCGAAGGAUGUUAUACGACAGCGACUAUUCGCAGAGGAGGAAAUCACGUUCGAGAAAGCAUUCAAAUUAGCCGUAACGAUAGAUUCGGCCGAGACGGAAUCGGCGGUCAUGGAAAAGCGAGUAGACAACCAUGGAGGAAGUACGGGUGUCUACCAGGUGGCCUCGAGCUGGGGGCGAGGGAGCUACGGUAACGGUGAAGCCGCCGGGGGACGGAAGGUCACGGGGGCUACGCGAGGCGGGGCAGGCGCCGGGCGCGGCGCGAGCGGCCGCGGCGGACGACGCGGCCCGGGCGCCACGGGCGCCGGCCGCGGCCGCGGCGCGCACGGCGGCGCAGCUGGCUGCAAGACGUGCGGCGGCAGUCAUGACUCCAACACGUGCAAAUUUAAGGCGUACGUGUGUCGGGUGUGCAACCGAGAUGGACAUCUGAAGAGGAUGUGUCCGAGACUACGCGAGGAACAGCUGUUCGCGUUGUAUGACGGAGGCGCGGACGGGCAGGUGGCGUAUGACGACAGCGAGGGAAGUGACGAGGUAGUUACCUAUAACUAUUCUAUCGCUUUAAAGGACUUUAGUGCGUAUCCGCCAUAUGUAUUAUCAAUAAAGGUUAAUGAAAGAAACAUAGAUAUGGAAAUUGAUACAGGUAGCUGUAUUUCUUGCAUCAGUUAUGAUUGUUACAUAAAAACUUUAGGGAAUUUUAAAUUACAGCCGAGUGAUGUCUCAAUGCGAUAUUAUACCGGGGAAAGGGUAAUACCCGUAGGUAAAUUAUGCGUGAAUGUACAAUAUGGUAAAGUGAACAAAGAAUUAGAUCUGUUUAAAGAAGUUUUUGAAGACGGUUUGGGGCGGUUCACGGGCGGCAAGGUCGGGUUCGCGCUGCGCGAGGGGGCGCGUCCGGUGUUCCUGCGCGCGCGCCCGCUGCCGUACGCGCUGCGCGAGCCGGUGGAGCGCGCGCUCGAUCAGCUGGUGUGCGACGGCAUCAUCACGCCCGUGCCCACCUCCGACUGGGCCACUCCAGUCGUACCGUACCUCGAGUAG
Molecule: messenger RNA, 1658 nt
Organism: Cydia amplana
Lineage: Eukaryota; Metazoa; Arthropoda; Insecta; Lepidoptera; Tortricidae
Exons: 3
Coding region: 225-1658 (477 amino acids)
Molecular function (GO): nucleic acid binding; zinc ion binding
Source: RefSeq, a predicted model, not a curated record